UAUCUGAAACAAGAGCGGAGCUAUCAGCAUGACUCAAAACCUUAGGAGUUCUGGGGACAAUUCAGAGUUAUGUCCGCGAUCUAUGUGUCGUAGUGGUGUUUGUGACAACGGUCCGUGGUAAAUACAGUGUAAAUAGGAGAAGCAACAUGGAUAGGCCUAGCACCAGCCGGCAAUCUUUGGAUAAGGUGGAGAUGUAUGAGGUUCGGGAGCAUGUGCCUUACCAGCAGGCGGAGGUGACGAGGGCCCCGACGACGUAUGACGAGGAGAGCGGGGCUGAAUACGACAGCUCCUCAUGGAAGUCUGCCUGGAGAGCCCUGUGCCAGCUCUUCAACCUGCUGCAUCACAUGAUGAGUGCGAUAGUGGUGUUCUGCCUGUGGCACUUCGCUCUCACGUCCAACGCGAAUGGACAGAUCACGAAUCUGCAACUCCACAUUGUCUUUGCCGGGACUGGUUACCAGCUGUUCCUGGUAGAAGCCGUGCUAACCCUGCACCGGCACAACUCCUGGUCCUUCAACCUGUCUGAAGACGGGAAGCGCAUCGUCCACGGCUGUCUGCAGGUCAUUGGAGCCAUCUUCGUCAUGGCCGGCACAUUCCUCGCCCUGUCUGAGACUAAGAUGACGGUUAACACUGCUCAUGGGAUCCUUGGUGUGAUCGCCUUCGCGUUCACUCUCCUAAGCUUCGUGACCGGCAUCAUCACUCUGUUCUCAUCGAAGGUCAAGCUGAUGGUGAAAGCCGGCCCGAUCAAGAUCUUCCACAUAGCCGUUGGCUUGUUCGCGCUAUCCGUCGGCCUGGUCUCCAUAGUUAUUGGAUUCCAUAUGGACUACUUCAGAGUUGGCCGAGAAGGGAUGUCUUCCGCACUGAUGGCGUUUGUUUUGUUCAUCCUGUUGUAUGUUCUGGUGCAGCCCUUGUGUGACCUGGUUUCCACGACUAAGAGAAUGUUGUGACUGGUUGAGAUUGAUGGGUCCACUGAUGGGGAUAGUGUAGCGUAAGUUUGUUUUAAGAUAUGGACGUAGAACCAAUGAACGAUAGGAAAUUGAAAUUUCAAAUUUGAGGUUUCAUGAUGAAUUCAAGAAUCCAAAAAGAAGAAAGGGAAAUAUUUCAAAUGAUUAAUCCAUUCAUCUAUAAACUCACGGGUUUUAAAUUAUUUGCUUUUGAAAAUACAAAAGCAGUGUGAUUCUGAAAAACAUUUAUAUUCGUACACGUAAAGGUUACGAAUAAAAAAUACAAGUUUGAUUCAGACGUAUUCCUGGUUACUCAUCUCCCAGUACUUUUGUACUUUCAUAAAAUAUUUAAGUAAUCACAUUUCUUAGUUUGUAAGUCGUUACAUAAUAAUUUCCAUUAAGUAUUAACUUUAAUUAUUAUUUUUAUAAUGAUGUAAAGUUAUUAAGUAGCCGAAUACGUAGUAUGUAUGUGUGUGUGGUUUUCAAUAAAAGUUUAUUGAUUUUUCA
Molecule: messenger RNA, 1448 nt
Organism: Plutella xylostella (diamondback moth)
Lineage: Eukaryota; Metazoa; Arthropoda; Insecta; Lepidoptera; Plutellidae
Molecular function (GO): transmembrane monodehydroascorbate reductase activity
Source: RefSeq, a predicted model, not a curated record